Lactuca virosa is the source of this 1383-nucleotide messenger RNA. NCBI's taxonomy places the organism in Eukaryota, Viridiplantae, Streptophyta, Magnoliopsida, Asterales, Asteraceae. The record is from the annotation of a GenBank genome assembly.
AUGUUGCCUCGAACAGUUAAUGACGGGCAACAUGAGACCAAAGGGAGGUCUCCUUCGUUGUCUCUAAAAACUAAGACCGGGCAACGAGAGAGAUCUCUAAAUCCUCCUUCGAUUCUAGAGCGAAAGAAGACAUCAACCUCUAUAGAAUCUAGAAAAGUUCCUACUAUCCCUAAGCCUUCGGAAAGUCGUGGUCCUUCUGCUCAGAAUCCUAAAAAACAAGUGUCCCAACCCAAAACCAAAUCUUUAAGACGACCAUUAGACCAGUCUACACCACCUUCUAAAGUUGUGUCUACUAAAUCAAAAUCUAGCCCCAAAAAUAUUAUAGCAUCAUCCAUGAAAACAUCCGAUUCUAUGAAACCUAAGGGUUCUGAAAUAUCUCGUUCUCCUCUCAAAUCGAAGAAUUAUAUAAAUGUUAAGGCCAAGAAUGGUAGUAUUAAGAAUCAAACGACAAGGGGUUUGGGAAGCACGAUUAUGGCUAUUGAAAAGAAGCCAAUCAUAUCGGAUGCCCUCUCAUCAUCUCAAAACAAUCACAACAUCAUAACCCAUGAUCAGGAACCGCACAAUAAUAGUGUCGUAACUCUUGGGAGCAAUGAUAUCUUGCAUGGUGAAGUGAAAUUUGAAUAUGGUGGCCAGAUUUGUGUUUGUGAGCCUUUAGAUUCCGUAGGUUUAGUAGGAGAUCAAGAUAUGCUUGGCUCCGAGAUAAGUUGUGAUGAUAAUGUAUCGUUUGCUGAAAGUGUUGAUAAUAAACAUACUUAUGAUCAUGAUAAACAUAUCAACCAACAAACUCAAGCGGACGAGACCUUUGAUAUUAUUAGUGACCACCUUGAUUAUCCUAUAGUAGAUCAAGAACAUCAAGAAAUACCAGAAAAUGAACAAGUGGCUAAAGAUGUAGACGUUGGAUCAGUAGAUGAAAAUAGAGAAGCUAAAGAUGAAGAUAUCAAAGAAACCAGAUUGGAAGAAUUUGAAGAUGUUGAAGUCGAACAAGAAGAUCAAGAACAAGAAGAAACCGAACUAGAAAGCGAAGAAACCAAACAAGAAGAACCAGAACAUGAAGAAACUGAUACAGAAGAAGCAGAACAUGAGGAAACAAAACCAGAUGAACUAGACAUCAAAGAGGAUGAUGUAGAGGUACCAAAAAAUGAAGAUACGACAUUAGAAACGGUGGUCAAGAACCAAGAAGUUGUUAUGCAUGGGAAGAAGGAUUCUGCGACAUAUAAUAUUGUAAUAGAGGAGACCGUAAGUAAGCUUCGGGAACAAAGGAAAAAUAAGGUGUUAGCAUUAGCUGGUGCAUUUGAAACUGUGAUUUCACUCGAAUCCGAUGUGUCACCCAAGGAUUUCUCUCCAAAACAUUUGUCCCCGAAGUUAUCCCCCAAUAAUAUAUAA